CCGGAAGUAGAAGCGUCGCGAUUCGCCAGCUCGAGACUUCUGAGUUCACUCCAAAACAAAAGCGCAGGUGGAGAGUUUAAAGCUCAUCGCUGUCCCGGGUGUCGGAACGACACCUGGUUGUUUUGUCUAAUUUUGUCUGACAGGAGAUUUUUGAUAGGAAUCGGACUGAUGGCGAAAAUCCGAUUUUCUUGACUUUGUUAGCCGGUUAGCGGCCUAGCAAGCUAAUACUAAGUUAGUGACGUAUUAGCCGUUGAGCUAAACGUGACAGUUUGCUGUAGCUUGAGGUUUAUCCGCAGAAAGUGAGGAUGUUUUGUUAAAUAAGAUCUUCUGCUGCUAAGCUGCGAGUAAAAUGAGUUGGUUUAACGCUUCCCAGCUGUCCAGUUUCGCUAAACAGGCUCUGAGCACCGCACAGAAAUCCAUCGACCGAGUUCUGGACAUAAAGGAAGAGGAUCAGUGGGGCGACGCCAUCACACCGAGUUUAGACGAUGUCGAGAUCAAGCCAGUGCCCACAGGAUGGGGGAUGAACCAGUGGGAUUCUCCUUCGGAGGAAUGCCCGAAGACCCUCGUGCCUUCAUCAGAAGCCAUCACCAAGCCCGUCACUCGCACUGUGGUCGAUGAAACUGAGAGUUUCUUCAGUGCCUUCUUGUCUCCUGGAGACGGGCAGCCGGUCAAGAAGACUUCGGUCGUGUCCGUGGCGCCUGCCAAGUCCUCCUGCCGGCUGCAGGAGAAAUCAGAAGAAGAGACGCAACCCGCCGCUCAGGAUGAUGUUGACUCUUCCACGGCUUCUCGAGAAGAUCUGAGCGAACAAAGCAGUGCCCAAGUCGCGGAGAGCCAGCCAGAGGAGGUGAAGCCAAAAGAUGAAGCAUCUGUUCUGGAGCAAAAAGAGGACUCAGAGAGCAAAACGGAGACACAGGAUUCUACUUCGAGUCCGCAAGUCGCAAAAGCGGACAUGCCUGCGGAGCCCAAAUGUACAGAAAAAGCCGAAAGCUGUGGUUCUGCUGAGCUGAAGAGCCCGGGGAAAGACCCACCCAAAGACGACAUGCUGGAAUCCAAAGAUGCGAAAUCGGAAGACCGGCAGAGUGACACUCCGUCUCCUCCUGUGAGCGCGUUUUCUUCCGGUACCUCCACAACCAGUGACAUUGAGGUGCUGGACCACGAGAGUGUCCUCAGCGAGAGCUCAGCCAGCUCCAGGCAGGAGACAGCUGAGGUCAAAGCGGGGCUGCACCUCAUGCAGGGCUCCUUCCAGCUCCUCUCCGCUUCCACGUGCAGCGAUUUCCCGCGUCUGGACGACUACCCGAAGCUGACGGAGAGCUGUGGGUCUUCGUCUGACGCCUUUGAGCGCAUCGACUCGUUCAGCGUACACUCUCUGGACAGCCGCAGCGUCAGCGAAGUCAACUCUGAUGACGAGAUCCCCGGCAGCCGCACUCUGGCGUCGGUUACUGCCGGAACCAGCCCGCUCUCAGCUUUACCGGCACCACAGACCGAACAGGAACAGGAAGAGGUGGAGGGAGGUACAACUGAUUCCAUAAAGGACCAAUCGAUGGACGAGAUGGAGGAGAGCGGGCGUAGCGCAACUCCAGUGAACUCCGAACAGCCAGAAGAGCUUCUGGAGGAGGAGCAGGAAUCCGGGUCACAUCUCACGCUGACUAAUGAAAGAACUGAACCUGAAGAGUCAUGCGAUUCGGUGACAUCACCCAUAACUGAGGAGCAGAAAGGAGCCUCCACUUGCCAGCUCCUGGAACUCCAGAAGAUGGUUGAUGAGCUCACAGGCAGGCUGGAGAAACGAGAAGCCCAGCUGCUCGCUGUGAGUAAAGACAAGGCUCGACUGGAGGAGGAGUGUGAUAAUCUCAAAGAUGAAAUGAUCAGUCUGAAGGAGGAGAGCGCCAGUGUGCAGUCUCUCAAAGACGAGUUCACACAGCGCAUCGCUGACACAGAGAGGAAAGCUCAGCUCGCCUGCAAGGAGCGGGACAUUGCAAAGAAGGAAAUCAAGGGUCUGAGAGAAGAGCUGUCGACCAGGUUCAACUCCACCGAAACCCUGGAGCUGAUCAGAGAGAAGGAGGAACAGAUCAAAGGCCUUCUAGAAGAGGGUGAGAAGCUGUCCAAGCAGCAGCUGCAGCACUCCAACAUCAUCAAGAAGCUGAGGGCCAAGGAGAAGGAGAGUGACACGAAGAUCGCCAAGCAGGCCAAGAAACUUAAAGAGCAAGACGACGAACUCAAACAGCUGCAGCAGGUUUUAGAUGCGAAGGAGGAGCUGGAGAAGCAGCACAGAGAGAGCAUUAAGAAGCUGAACGCUGCUGUGGAGCGUCAGGAGAAGGACCUGAGCAAGCUGCACACUGAAAACGAUGAGGUACAUGAGAAGAACCGCAGCCUGCAGGCCGCCCUGGACGCCUCUUACAAGGAGCUUGCCGAGUUGCACAAGUCCAACGCUACGAAGGCCAGCGAGGCACAGGAGCUGGCUCUCAGCCGUGAGGUCCAGGCCAAGGAGGAGCUCAGCCUGGCAUUGGACAAAGCCCAGGAAGAAGCCCGCCUUCAGCAGGAGGCUCUGGUCAAUCAGGUGGCAGAUCUGAGGUUGGCUCUGCAGAGAGCUGAGCAGCAGCAGGCCAGGAAGGAGGACUACCUCCGAGAGGAGAUCAGCGAGCUUCAGCAGAGGUUGCAGGAUGCAGAGACCAGAAACCAGGAACUCAGUCAGAGCGUUACGUCGGCAACGAGGCCCCUCCUCAGGCAGAUCGAGAAUCUGCAGUCGACUCUGGGAUCUCAGACGGCAUCCUGGGAAAAGCUGGAGAAGAACAUCUCCGACCGUUUAGCCGAGGCUCAGACCCAGCUUGCUGUUGUGGUAGAGAAGGAGCGCUCUGCGACAGAGGAAAUCCAUGCUGUCAGGGCUCAGCUGGCUUCUCUGGAGUCUCAGAAUUCCUCACUGCGGCAGGAGAAGGGACGGCUGCAGGGCCAGUUGGACAUUGAGAAGACUCGGUGUGAGAAGCUGGAGAACGACAGCAGCAGGGAGCGAGUUGAGCUGGAGAACCUCAAAGGCGAGUACAGUCGAGCUCUGGAAGAGGCCAAAAAGGAAAAGCUGCUGCUAACAAACCAGCUUGAGAUGGAGAAAGUGAAGGUGGAGCAGGAGAAAAAGAAAUGUUACCUUGCACAAGAGGCCUUAAAGGAAAAGGAGCGGAAGGCGCUGAGUGUAUCGCUGAGCGAGCCUCCUGCAUCCUCCACUCCAUCUCUCUCUCGCUCCAGCUCCAUCAGUGGGGCUGAUCACAGCGGCAUACACACCUCUCUGUUCCCCCACGACGACUCUCCAGAUCACUCGUUUGCCUCCGUGACCCUCAGUGGGAGCAGCCUGUACGAGGCGGCGCGUCUCAGCGGAGGCUCCAGCAUCAUCGAGAACCUACAGUCGCAGCUCAAACUACGGGAAGGAGAAAUCGCACAGCUCCAGGUGGAGAUCUCAAACCUGGAACGGACUCGCUCGGCGAUGGCGGAAGAACUGGUGCGCCUGACAAAUCAGAACGAUGAUCUGGAGACCAAAGUGAAGGAGAUCCCGAGGCUCAGAGUGCAGCUCAAGGACCUGGAGCAGAGACACAACACCAUCCUGCAGAUGUACGGAGAGAAAGCGGAAGAGGCCGAGGAGCUGCGGCUCGACCUGGAGGACGUCAAGAUCAUGUACAAGUCGCAAAUCGAUGAGCUGCUCAAGAACAAGAAAUAACCUCUCUCUCAUACUCUCUGUGCGCGCGCACGUGAUCUUGCUGACUGACGUCGACGUGCAUUUACUGUAAACAGACAAACUUGCUGAUAGUGCAGGAAAACAGAAGCUCUGGGGUGUGCAAGAGACUCACGGUUGGUCCGUGAACAUGUACGUUUUUCCUCAUUUGUGCUCUGUUUUUCUUGAUCAAAUGUUUAAUCUGUAGUUAUUUAUGGAGUUGUGGGAGCAGACAUCUUAAAUGUGAUUUUUGUUUUCCUCAAAAUUUGCAGACUUGAAACGGACAAGCGUUUGUCUCUGAGAUGCACAUCGAUUUGCACUUUUAAGAUAAGAUUUAACCUUUAAGCCUUUUCAUCUUGCAAUGUUCAAUAUUGAAUACCACCCCGGUUAAAGGAGCAAUUUGUUAUUUUUUAUUAAGCAAUGAAAAUAUGGACAAACUUUCAGUUUAGCCGACCCUAUGCGCCGGGGGCAAAAUUAAUCUUUUUAAUCUUCAAAAGACUUCUUCUUUUGUCUGGAGGUGCAGUUAUUUUCUGGGAGAGAAAACUCUAAACAAAAAAAAAAAAGAAGCCUUAGAUAAAUACUGGAGCUAGAUUCUUUGCACAAUAAGGUUGAUAAUCUUUGUUUUUUGAAGGUUUUUUUUUUUUAAUUGGAUGAUUAUUCCAGGCCAAGAAACACUUUAAGAAUUCCAUACUGCACCUUUUAAACACUUCAGAUGAUACCCUGCUCAGUCAUAAUCAGCUAAUUUCAAGGAAUGAAGAAACACACUGGCAGCCUCUUUAUAUAAAAAAAAAGCUUUGUGCUUUUAAAAUGCAUAUAUAAUAAUAUUUAUGUGAAGUAAAAUUGCUGUCUCAUUAAUACCUUCCUAUGUAAUGAUCACUAGUGUGAAGAAGUAAAACUCUGAGUGGGGUUUACAGUCAACUCGAGUAGAUUGGUGAAGGUUAGCGCUUGCACUAAACUCUUCGCCUGCCUGUUCUUCUCGUUUACUUGCGGCCCACCAGAACAGCUUCAAUCCACCUUGGCAUUAAUUCUGCAUGUUUCUGGAAAUGUAAUGGAGUGAUGAUCAGCGUGCUUCUAAAAGACCGAUCCCUCGGUUGGUGUUUUGGUAUUGACGUCUCGUACAUCACUCCAACAUCGCUCGCUGGUGUUCAUCUGGGGGUGUGAAAGCUCAAGGAGCUGAUUUCCAUCAUGUUUCAUCACAAAACCAUUCUGUAACCCCUCCUACCCUGUGUGUAGAGGGGUGGAGCCAUCCUGGAUGUGACCACACCCGUGAGGAGAGAAACAUUUCAUCACAGAAGAACUCCGUGAACUCAAGCCAUGCCAGAAACAAAAAUAAAUGCCCCUACCCUUUUCAUUAUAACAAUAACAGAGCUACCUGUUUUUUGUUUUUAUUUUAAUUUGUAGAUUUUUUUUUUUAAUUCACAUAUUGUGUAGGUGUGUGUUAAUAGUCAUGGAUAAGAGGGAUCCACUUUUAGUGUAAAUCUGUAAAUAAAAUGAAUAUUGCCA
Molecule: messenger RNA, 5194 nt
Organism: Neoarius graeffei (lesser salmon catfish)
Lineage: Eukaryota; Metazoa; Chordata; Actinopteri; Siluriformes; Ariidae
Gene: tmf1
Product: TATA element modulatory factor 1
Exons: 17
Coding region: 350-3697 (1115 amino acids)
Cellular component (GO): Golgi apparatus; endoplasmic reticulum
Source: RefSeq, a predicted model, not a curated record